Penicillium maclennaniae is the source of this 528-nucleotide messenger RNA. RefSeq names its product mitochondrial pyruvate carrier family protein. The record is from RefSeq and is a predicted model, not a curated record. Bases 1 to 528 code for a protein of 175 amino acids. Gene Ontology annotation, molecular function: pyruvate transmembrane transporter activity. Gene Ontology annotation, cellular component: mitochondrial inner membrane. Gene Ontology annotation, biological process: pyruvate import into mitochondria. The transcript has 5 exons. NCBI's taxonomy places the organism in Eukaryota, Fungi, Ascomycota, Eurotiomycetes, Eurotiales, Aspergillaceae.
AUGUCGUCUCGCGUGGGUUUCCGUUUCCUCAACAGCACUCGCUUCGCGUUUCGCAAUGCCUCUGCGCCAUUCCGCCGGCCGGGUGCCCAGGGUUUCCGCUUCUCGAGCACUGAGGCUGGUGCCGAUGCCGCCAAGCAGAGCACUUUCCAGCGCAUGUGGAACAGCCCUGUCGGUGUGAAGACUGUGCACUUCUGGGCCCCUGUUAUGAAGUGGUGCCUCGUUAUCGCCGGUAUGGCCGACUUCGCCCGCCCUGCGGAGAAGCUCUCCCUUACUCAGAACGCCGCCCUGAUGGGCACCGGAGCCAUUUGGACCCGCUGGUGCAUGAUCAUCAAGCCCCGUAACGUUUUGCUUGCCGCCGUCAACUUCUUCCUUGGAUGCGUUGGUGCCGUCCAGGUCACCCAGGGUAGUUCCAUCGAGGCCGCCAAGGAGAUGGAACAUCAGGCCGUUGACUCUGUCAAGGCAGUUGCCAACGCCACCGAGGGCGCCGUCGAGAAGGCUGAGAAGAAGAUUGUCGAGAAGACCGCCUAA